CCAUCCAUUGGGAGGCAGGGCCGGGCGGGCGUGUCCGCGCAGGAGAUCUAAGGCGGCGGCGGGGAGCCGGGGGUCGUGGCUGCGCUGCCUCGCCGCUUGCCCGAGCCCCCGGCUGGGUGCAAACAGCAAGAUGGAGUGUCAGAAAAUUACCAAUUUUGGAAACCAGCUUCUUCGUCGGAAAAAUGUGGACUGCUCUCGAGAAGACAGUCGCCUCUCGCGAUGCCUUAACACGUUUGACUUGGUGGCUCUGGGUGUAGGCAGCACUUUGGGUGCGGGUGUCUAUGUACUGGCUGGAGCUGUGGCACGGGAAAACGCCGGGCCUGCCAUCGUGAUCUCCUUCUUGAUUGCCGCCUUGGCUUCCGUGCUGGCCGGACUCUGCUACGGAGAAUUCGGCGCUCGAGUUCCUAAGACGGGAUCGGCUUAUCUCUACAGCUAUGUGACUGUGGGUGAGCUGUGGGCCUUUGUCACAGGCUGGAAUCUAAUCCUCUCCUAUGUUAUCGGAACCUCGAGUGUGGCCAGAGCCUGGAGCGCGACGUUUGAUGAAAUCAUAGGGCAGCACAUUGAAAAAUUUUGUAAAAAAUACAUGACAAUGGAUGCUCCCGGAGUGCUAGCAAAAUACCCAGACAUCUUUGCUGUGGUGAUAAUCAUCAUCCUAACAGGACUUUUAGCUUUUGGUGUGAAAGAAUCUGCCCUGGUGAACAAAGUGUUCACCUGCAUCAAUGUCCUUGUCCUUGGAUUUGUCGUGAUCUCCGGUUUUGUGAAAGGAUCUGUUAAAAACUGGAACCUGACUGAACAGGAUGUUUACAACACCAGCCAUAGCAUUUUCAAAGACAAUCAAACACAGGAAGAAAAGCUCUACGGUGUUGGAGGAUUUAUGCCCUAUGGAUGGAAAGGAGUCCUCUCAGGGGCAGCCACGUGUUUUUAUGCUUUUGUGGGAUUUGACUGUAUUGCUACUACAGGUGAGGAGGUAAAAAACCCUCAGAAGGCCAUUCCUAUUGGCAUUGUGGCAUCUCUUCUCAUCUGCUUUGUGGCUUAUUUUGGCGUGUCGGCUGCCCUGACGCUCAUGAUGCCUUACUACCAGCUGGAUACCAAUAGCCCUUUACCCAAUGCCUUUAAAUACGUGGGUUGGGAUGGAGCCAAUUAUGCAGUGGCUGUUGGUUCCUUGUGUGCACUUUCUACAAGUCUCCUUGGCUCCAUGUUUCCGAUGCCUCGAAUAAUUUAUGCUAUGGCAGAAGAUGGACUUCUCUUUAAAUUUUUGGCUAAAGUCAACGAAAAGAGAAAAACUCCCUUAAUUGCAACAGUGACCUCAGGAGCUACUUCAGCUGUUAUGGCCUUUCUGUUUGACUUGAAAGAUCUUGUGGACCUCAUGUCCAUCGGGACCCUCCUGGCUUACUCCUUGGUAGCAGCCUGUGUGUUGGUACUGAGGUACCAGCCAGAGCAGCCUAAUUUGGCAUACCAGAUGGCAAGGUCGACAGAGGAGACAGAUAACAACGAGUCUGUGAGCACCAGUGAUUCACAGGCUGGUUUUCUGCCAGAGGAAGAGGAGAAGUUUUCCCUCAAAGCCAUACUGUGUUCUACAGAUUCAGAUCCUUCCAAAUUCUCAGGUUUGGUGGUGAAUGUCUCAACCUUCAUCUUAGGUUUCCUUAUUGUGGGUAUCUGUAUCCUGACUUCCCUUGAGCCAAACAUUCUGAUAAACACUGUACAGAUUAUUGCUGCCAUCCUUGUUGUCACUGUCAUCUUCAUUAUACGGAAACAGCCUGAGAGCAAAACCAAACUCUCCUUUAAGGUACCUUUCUUGCCCUUUCUUCCUGUUGGGAGUAUUUUUGUGAAUGUUUACCUCAUGAUGCAGCUAGAUGCAGGCACGUGGAUUCGGUUUGCAAUCUGGAUGCUCCUAGGCUUUAUCAUCUACUUUACCUAUGGAAUAUGGCACAGUGUGGAAGCCAGCUAUGCAGCCUCAGGAGAAGCAGAGAGAAACACAGACACCGGCUCAGACAGCUGCAAAUGACUGUGAUUGACUUACGGGCGACUGAAAGAAUGGCUGCAGUGAAAGAAAAUUUGUGGUGGGCAUCCUGAACCAGAUUACACCUGUAAUCAGUUAUCAGGAACAUGGAAGCAGAAUGCAGGACUCCCCAGCUUGGUUACUGCAGCUUGCAGUUUGUUUGGCAGCACAGUUAAAAGGGACUGCAAGAUGAAAAGAAUCAACUCUGCCAUAUUCCCAGCAGCACUGGCAGUUCAUCUGGGGUGCUUCCCUUUCUCCCUCUCAGAUUUUGGUUUUUUUCCCCAGUAUGUAGAAGGAGAACUGCUUCUGUGUGCAAAUGCUGCUAUGAAACCAGGCCUCACAAAUGUCCUUCUUUCAGUAGCCCUGGGAAUUACCUCCCAACAAAUGUUCUUCCCAAUUUUAUAUGGAGCAGGUUUUGCAGUGCUACUGUCAGGCAUAAACCAGGAUCUAUCCUUUACCCUAUGUGAGCUGUACCCUCUGUGUAUGCACACAAAAAAAAACGUUCUCACAAUCACUAGAUUUCCCCAGGUUAACAAAGCACCUGUAAGAUUUGCAUUCUUUAAAAUACCAGAUUUUAACUUUUUUUUUUAUUUAACUGGGUUUUUUAGCUACGUGGUCACAUGCUUUCAAGCAUGUCGUUGCUGGGAAAUGUUGAGAAAAUUAGUACUUGCUGAUUUUCAGGUGAGUGAUUGCUCGCCAGCACACAGGUAACCCCAGCAGGUGUUUCUCCCAACUGUACGCUCCACAGAGGAAUUGCCAGCUUUAGUCAGGAACCCACAUGGUGCAAGUACUGCAAAGGCUUGAAAGCAACAAGUGUCUCCAAAGAGCAGUCCUGCCUCUUUGCUUCAGAAAUCACCAGUGGUAUGGCUGUAGUGGUGGGGCUGGCCAGCAGAACUGAGCUGCUGUGACAGCAAGUGCAGCCCUAUGUUGUUCCCCUCACAUCAGUUUUCUGUGCUGGCUGCUUGGCAUUAGCAGCUUUGGUUUGGUAUUGGCAGGUGGAGCACAUUCCUGCCCUGGGGAGGGAAGCACGGGAGGAUCCUCAGAGGCAUGAAAUGCCUGGUCUCAGCCCCCUGCCCAGGGAGGCUGUGGGGCUGUGCAGGGACUUUUCAAUCCUGGCAGAGUGUUCAGACCAGAAAACACGAUUAAACUCUAGGGUCUGACUUGCUGAAGGGAGCUUUCCCUUUGGGGCUGGAGAUCAUCUCCAAAGCCUGCCUGUAGUAAGGCAGGAAAUUUGGAGUUGGGACCAGGAUCUGUAUUUGAUUGGCAAUGUCUUGGUUUUGGCUGUAAGUUGAUUUUUUUUUGUUUUAAUUCUCUCUAAUAGCUUUCCCUAGCCAAAUUAAUCCACUCCCCUAAAAAGGCUUAUUAAAGCAUCGUGAAGGUUAGCCAUGCCCAAGUAAUCCCACUGAUCUAAAUUAAUGCUUCAGCUUGUACUGAAAAACAGAUUAUAGAAUUGUGGAAUAGUUUGGGUUGCAAAGGGACCUUUGAAGAUCAUCUGGUCCAGUUUACCUGACAUCAGCAGGAACAUCUUUAACUAGAUAGGUUGCUCAAAACCCUGUCCAACCUGCUCUCAGACACUUCUGGGGUUGGAGCAUCCCAGAUGGAUACUGCAGAAAUCCACUUUUCCGAUGUGAGUGGAUGCUUUCCUAGGUGUCCUUCAUACUACUGCCUCUGAACACUGGACAGUCUUUAAUUUGUCAGCAUGGCUCUUGCUGAUGAAGCAACAGGUUCUUGCACCUGUCAUUGAGUUGGAGAAGUGAACAGACCUCUGCAUGACAUGCCCAGGGUCUCACCAGGCAUCUGAUGCAGCAGAAAAGGGAAUCACACCAUCUACUGGAUUUUAUGGCUGGAUUGCGGACCAUUUCUCAUGUUUCCAAGAGAAUUUAUAGCCCACUGAAGGGUUUUCAUCUUUUAAUUUUAGUACACUGGGAGGCUUUUCUUGACAGGAUGGCAAUUUGAGGAAGUGAAGGCAAUGUGUUCAUUGCCUCCUAGGUGCCCUUCAGGGUGUGUGAUUAGUGCAGCUUCCCCCACAGAAUGAAGUCGGGGGUCUGCUCCAGUCACUGGGUCUUGACCAUCUGUUAAGCCCUGCUCCUUGUGCAUAUACAAAGUCUUAUUCAAGCAGGGAGAGAUUAAUACAGAAAUUAAAAGCCACUAAGUUGAAGUCUAUUUUGUUUAAACACAGGCAAGCUCAACACACUCCACAGCCUCCCAAAAGGCACUAAAAAGGUGGUGGGAGGGCAACAAGAUGAAAACUGAGGAUCAAAGUUUCAUAUUGUACUAAAAAUAGAAGGAUGUUUUUCCUACCUGGCUACCAGCUUCCGUUCAGUGAAAACAUGAAGCUUGUGUCCUUACCAAAGCUUCAUCUGUGCUGAGCAAGCCAAGGACCUGGUGGAAAAUCUUUCAGGAGGAUGUUGUCAGGCACAUUCCCAAAGUGGGGUAUGACCCAGUCCCUUUUUAAUCCUUAUGGCAAAGCCUGAGCAGUUCUAUAGCUCUCAGCAGGAGGGCCGGGUGAAGGGGACAGGGGAUGGGGUGUUGAAACUGAAUGAACUGGAACAUUGGGGAGUUCAGGUGUUUGUUGAUGAGCCUGAACCACUGGCAGAAAUGUUCCUGUUCUCACAUGCUGCAGCAUGACACUUUAAUGGAAACAUUGGAGACCACACUCACUGUGCUGGCAGCCCCAGUCAUAUUGGAAGCAUCCUAGGAAAUGAGUCCAUGGAAACUCAUAGCAUGUGAGCCACUGUCAGGUAAGGCAGCUGACCAGCCCUGCUGCCAGGAAGCUAAUGACUGACUAGCUUCCAUGUUUACCUUAAUGGGGUAACCCUCUAAUGGGCUUUUGCUUUGUUUCCCAUUCAUCCCAGUUUCUGUACGCUCAGAAAAAACACGGCAGGAUAUGCUGGUUUGUAUCCGUCAGCCCACAGGUGCACUGACACACGGAUUUAUUGUCAGGAAUAUAUUACACUUAUCUGUACAUCAUAAUUGAAAUAAUACAAACUCUUCCUGUAAUCAUUAGCCACAUAAUAAAGAGGACCACAGAA
Molecule: messenger RNA, 5031 nt
Organism: Lonchura striata (white-rumped munia)
Lineage: Eukaryota; Metazoa; Chordata; Aves; Passeriformes; Estrildidae
Gene: SLC7A1
Product: solute carrier family 7 member 1
Biological process (GO): L-ornithine transmembrane transport; L-arginine import across plasma membrane
Cellular component (GO): plasma membrane
Molecular function (GO): L-arginine transmembrane transporter activity; L-ornithine transmembrane transporter activity; L-lysine transmembrane transporter activity
Source: RefSeq, a predicted model, not a curated record